GAAAAGUACGACGCUACAUUUUCACGCUGCAGUGCGUUCUUCACAUCCUGACCGCUACAUGAGGACAUCCGAAUUCCCAACUUUGUCCCACGGUGUGAUAAGCAGACAGCGGAGGCGUGGUCUCUGACGUCACUCGGGCUGAACCGUACUACAGCACUAGUCUGGCUGGAUGUCUGACUCAGCUACGCAGGUUGUUUGGGAAUAUAUUUUAAACGCAUGUUUUAACUAAACAGACUAUAAAUUCUCGCUCGUUCCUCUCGUGUUGGACUACGUGCAUCUUGUAUUUUGGGCAGUUUGGGGAAGUGCGGCAGUAGGUUUAAAGGUCUUUAACAAGAAGAUGACCAAGGCUCUUGCUCAGUCAAUUGAUAAAUAGACUGGCAAUGACCAUGUUAAUAUCUUUCUGACCACACCUGCUAAUGGACUGAGAGGUUACUUCAAUAAAUGUUUCAUUUCUAGAUGUGGACUAGUGCCAAUGCUGCAGAAAAGCCCAACGUCCCGAUUCCAGGUCACAGUGCCCCCCAAAUUUGUGCUAUCACUGUCCUGCACCAUCACCCGCUUGUUCAUCCCUCACUUCAUGGGGCUGUUUUUGAUUUCUCUGACCCUGUUUUAUAUCUUGCCACAGACUGCUAGAAUUCGUUUCAAAUAAAUUUGUGCUUUUUAUUUAUGGGCCAAAUCUAGAACUGCGCAAUAACGGCCUCUGCCUAACAUAUGGUGCUGUUGCGAGUUUUAACCCUUACAAGAAACUAAAUGUCACUGAGCUCUCAGGAUUUAACCCAAGGACUUUCCAAGUGAGUUUGCACUCAGGAUUUAAACCCAGAACUUACAUCCAGGUCAGUUUUAAACAAGCUUCAAACACCGAAAACCAUCUGUGCUCAUGUAAAUAACAGAUCAUGAGCUCAGACAGCUUCCAGUACCGUGCACUGUUCGAGUACAAACAGGAGAGGGGUGACGAUAUCUCUCUGCAGCCUGGCGAUCUCCUCACGGUCAGUAAGAUGGCACUGCUGACGUCCGAUUUCCAGGAGGGUGACGAGAAGUGCCCAAAGGGCUGGCUGCAUGGCACCAAUGAACGCACUAAGGAAAAAGGCAACUUCCCUGGCACCUUUGUGGAGUAUGUUGGGGUCGUGAGGACGAGCCUUACUUCAGGGAAGCCCUGGCUGAGACCUGUACCGCCAACACCUGUAGGGCCCCAGCCCCCAGGGGCCUCUGCUUCAGAGGGCCCUUGUGGAAAGGGAGAUGUUGUAGAGCAGUGCGCUCUGCCUGACCAGACCCCAGCUGUGGUGCUCAGGCUGACGGAGGCUCUAGAGAGACUGGACUGGGAGAAUGAGCCACUUUACCGGUCUGGCCAGACCUCCAUUGGACCACCGGAGUUACUUCAGGCUUUGGAAACAGACCCAGCAGGGGUGGACUUUGAGCAAUAUGAACUGUCCGUUUUGGCUGAUACUCUUAGGAGUUACAUUCAGGAAUUACCCUGCCCACUCAUCCCAGCUGUAGUGUACAGUGAGCUGGUCUACACUGCUCAGGAGACCCAAAGCAUAGAGGAGUGUGGACAGCAGCUGAAAAGAAUCCUUGACUCCCCCAGUGUGCCUCAGGCUAACCACCAGCUCCUGGUUCAUCUGACCCGACACCUAAGCAAGGUGGCCGAAAGUCGGGGAGCAGCUCAGGCAAGCCCCAGGCUUCUGGCUCUGGCCUACAGCGAGGUCAUCUUCAAAAACAACCACUUCAGUGCGGAUGUAAACCCAGAACACCAUGUGAAGAUUCUUGAGGCACUUAUCACGGUUGGAGGCCUAGUGGAGAUACAAGCUGCUCAGGUAGGCCAUCAGAGGUUCUGAUUUUCUUUAUCUUCUGUAGGUUCGCCUUCUUGGAUGACCUUUUAUUUGUAUACCUUGAAUUUUAAUAACUCA
This is a messenger RNA of Rhinichthys klamathensis goyatoka, 1901 nucleotides long. Its product is annotated as phosphatidylinositol 3-kinase regulatory subunit alpha-like. The coding region runs from base 891 to 1829 and encodes 312 amino acids. The record is from RefSeq and is a predicted model, not a curated record. NCBI's taxonomy places the organism in Eukaryota, Metazoa, Chordata, Actinopteri, Cypriniformes, Leuciscidae. The transcript is spliced from 7 exons. Gene Ontology annotation, biological process: signal transduction; regulation of GTPase activity. Gene Ontology annotation, molecular function: GTPase activator activity; protein binding.